AUGUCCAUCGAAGUUGAUUGGGCAAGGGCCACAUCUGGCCCGGACGGAGAAGCGCUGGCAGAGCGUAUCCGCUCCUUUGUCCACGACAAGUUCCAGCAGGUCCCUUUACCGCGGUUCAUUCGCUCCGUCCAGGUCCAUUCCUUCGAUUUCGGAACAAUCGCUCCUGAUCUUGAGAUCAAGGACUUUUGCGAGCCAUUCGCCGACUUUUAUGAGGAAGACGAUGAUGACACCUCGGCCACCUCCGAGGAGCUCGCCGAUGAAUGGUCUGGCUCAUCAGCCUACGGCGAUGAAAUGUCCAUGAACCAUGCGGCUCACAGCCCACAUAACCUCAGUCACCACCCAUACCCCGGCGAGGACUAUCGGCCCUCAGCGCUGCGGUCUCCGCUUCCUCUGGGGGAUCACCUCAAUCCUCAUUUUUUGCCCCGCGCCGGCACCCCUGGCAUCCCCGGCGGCACAUCUACACUUGGUUAUCAUUUGAUGUCAUUGGGGGCAGGCGGAACACCAUUCACUGGCAGCUGGUCUGACUCGGGAAUGCCCAGUGGCCGGCCUCGACGCCCGUCGCGCGCUACUGGGCUCCAACAUCGCAUAGACGCCGACAUAGACACCACCAACUCCGCUUCUCGUCCCUCAACUGCCAAUACCCUACCAUCGCAUCCAUCCAUCGGCCAGACCGGAAGCAGCGGAUCGAAUCGCAAUACUGGUGACCCGGCCGAUAUACCCCAACAAUCCACCGAACCCGCGACCGAUCCUUCCGCCCCAAUCCCGCCUCGUAUGCGCGAACGCCGACCUGAAGAUUUCCAGAUUCUGUGUCAUGCAAAAUAUGCGGGUGACGUCCGAAUGUCCUUAACGGCAGAGAUUCUGCUGGAUUAUCCAAUGCCUAGCUUUGUCGGCCUGCCUCUUAAACUGAACGUGACAGGCAUCACCUUCGACGGUGUGGCUGUGGUUGCAUAUAUUCGCAAGCGUAUCCAUUUCUGCUUCUUGUCUCCCGAGGAUGCGGAUGCGCUGCUUGGCUCCGAGGAACAAAAUCAGAGCGGCCAGAAUUUAAGCGAGGACGGACGGCCCAAGUCCGGCGGCGACCAAAAGCGGCAGGGUGGGCUGUUGCAAGAGAUUCGAGUGGACAGCGAGAUAGGCCGCAAGGAGGAUGGCAAGCAGGUCUUGAAGAAUGUCGGCAAGGUCGAGCGCUUUGUGCUUGCUCAGGUCCGCCGUAUCUUUGAGGAGGAGCUAGUCUACCCCAGCUUCUGGACCUUCCUUAUUUAA
Molecule: messenger RNA, 1257 nt
Organism: Penicillium macrosclerotiorum
Lineage: Eukaryota; Fungi; Ascomycota; Eurotiomycetes; Eurotiales; Aspergillaceae
Gene: mdm12
Product: ERMES complex subunit MDM12
Exons: 2
Coding region: 1-1257 (418 amino acids)
Biological process (GO): phospholipid transport; mitochondrion organization
Cellular component (GO): ERMES complex
Molecular function (GO): lipid binding
Source: RefSeq, a predicted model, not a curated record